Lottia gigantea (owl limpet) is the source of this 1050-nucleotide messenger RNA. RefSeq lists its product as hypothetical. The transcript is spliced from 2 exons. Bases 1 to 1050 code for a protein of 349 amino acids. The record is from RefSeq and is a predicted model, not a curated record. Gene Ontology annotation, biological process: regulation of gene expression. Gene Ontology annotation, molecular function: transcription corepressor activity. Gene Ontology annotation, cellular component: nucleus; cytoplasm. Lineage: Eukaryota; Metazoa; Mollusca; Gastropoda; Lottiidae.
AUGCACGUUGAAGUUUCAGUAGCGUUAAAUUUUGUGAUAUCAUACCUGUACAGUAAAUUACCCCGACGACGAGUCGAUAUGCUCGCUGACGAAUUAGAGCGUGGACUCAAGAAAAAAUUUGAAGGUCAUUGGUACCCUGAUAUGCCUUGUAAGGGUUCCGGAUACCGAUGUGUUAAGGUAAAUGGGGAAAAGGUCGAUCCGGUUAUUCUCAUGGCUGCUUACAAUGUCGGUUUGGAUGCAGACGAAAUUAAAAAUGCUUUACCCGCUGAGCUCACAGUUUGGAUUGACCCUUCGGAAGUCUCUUAUAGAAUCGGAGAAAAGGGAGUCAUUAAGAUUUUAUACAGCGAGAAGAAGCCAGAAGAAGACCUUCCCGAACCAGUGGAUAGCGAAAUCAUGAUAGUUAGUAAAGGAUUCAAUCCUGAAGCUCAGUGUUUCAAGCCAAUUGAUUCUCUGUCAUCCUCAUUGAGUAAUCUCAGUCUAUCACCAUCCUCACCAAUCUCAUCAGUACCACAUACCAAUUUCAAUAUUCACAAAGAACGAGUAGCUCCUAAAUUCACUGCUGCUUCAUUUGCUGCUACUAAGUUUGGUUCAACUAAGCCAAAGACCCACGUUAAAAGACCAACCAGACUGUCACCAACAGAAUUCGGAAACUUUUUCCGCCAGAAAACCAGCCCAAGCGAGUACAUGCCACAAAGACCUAGAUCACUAUCCCCACGAGAUCCCAGAGUUGAAUUUAUGAUUGAUCAGCAACAUCGUAUGUUGAUGACACAGAAUAGACAACAACUUCACCCAUACUCUGCACAGUCGCCCACAGCUUCUGGUGCUGCAUUCCUUAAUGAUUUCUAUCAACAUCAAUCACCAACUCAUCUGUCACCUACUCACCAAGUUUCACCUCAAUCAUCAUUGGGUUUAAAUUUACCUGAUGUAUUUUCAAGUCAAUCACCAACCACCUCACUCUCACCUGACGUACCCAAAAGUUUAUUGGAUAGCUUUAACCAGAAUAACGUCAGUUACCAAAAUCAUCUUCAGCAACUCCUGUUGGCUAAUUAA